Messenger RNA from Paramormyrops kingsleyae, 1582 nucleotides. RefSeq names its product metalloproteinase inhibitor 4-like. Gene Ontology annotation, biological process: response to hormone; negative regulation of endopeptidase activity; negative regulation of membrane protein ectodomain proteolysis. Gene Ontology annotation, molecular function: protease binding; metalloendopeptidase inhibitor activity. Lineage: Eukaryota; Metazoa; Chordata; Actinopteri; Osteoglossiformes; Mormyridae. The record is from RefSeq and is a predicted model, not a curated record. Gene Ontology annotation, cellular component: extracellular matrix.
AUCAGUCAUAUAUUUACAAAUGACUCCAAGGGCAACGCUUCCACAUCCCGGCCAAUACUGACUUUGGAAAAGGAUUCAUUCCCUGACUACAGGGCCCAGUCAUGAGGUGUGACCCAAGGGCGUCAGUCAGCUGAUGCACAGCCGCUCACCUUAGCCACUAACCAUGACCGAGCAUCAAAGGGAAAGGUGCAAGAAUGCAGUACUGCAACCAAAUUCACACAUUUGGAAUGAUUUUAAUACCUUUGUGUAAGUUCUCAUUCAACUUGUAAAGUUAAAGUGUGCCGGCUGCGUGCUGGAUGGUUUAAUUACAUCCCAGCUAUGUGAAAGAGGCAUGUAUAGGAGGGUGUGGGAAGUGGUGCCAUUCUGAAAGGGGUGGUUCCUUUUCAGGAAAAGGGGUGGUCCUUUCAAACAAAAAAGGCUCUGCAUGAGAGAUUCCCAAUGCCUGUGCCUCUUAGGAACGAGAACAGAGAGAACGGCCCAGAGCAGGAGUAGGGGAUAAGUUUUGGGCUUCUCUUCUUUGAGUUUCUGAGAGGAGCGGGGACCAUCUUCCCGGGACUCCAUCCCCGAGCAGGAGGCCGUGUGUGCUGAGGAUGACGGCGGACAACAUGGCAGCCCACGCGCACGGGUGCACGGUGCUGCUGUUCCUGCUGCUGGCUCUGGUUCGGGUGGCACCGGUGAGGGGCUGCACCUGUAACCCUACACACCCACAACAGCAGUUCUGUGAUGCUGAGUUAGUUAUUCGUGCAAAAAUCACUCGGGAGAAGGUUAUAUCCCCUAGCAACAGCUCAUCAUCCCACCUGAAAAUGAUCCAGUAUGAGAUCAAGCUGAUGAAGGUGUUCAAAGGCUUCAAAAAGGUGCAAGACAUCCGCUACCUUUACACACCUUUCUUCUCCUCUCUGUGUGGGAUCAAGCUGGACUCCAGCAGCAAGGUCCAGUACCUGAUCUUUGCCAACAUCAUGAGUGAUGGGAAGGUCGUGGUUGAGCUCUGUGAUUUCGUGGAACCAUGGAAGCAGCUCACCAUGACCCAGAAGAAAAACCUCAAUUACCGAUACCACAUGGGCUGCACCUGCAAAAUUUCCACCUGCCAUACCCUACCAUGCACUGCAAAUGUGGAGAAAGAAUGCCUGUGGACAGACUGGCUGCUGGAGGACAAGCUGGCCGGGGAGCAGGUCCGCAACUCAGCCUGCAUCAGGCGCAGCGAUGGCUCCUGCAGCUGGUACCGGGGAGCCCCGGCCCUGGAGAAGAACUUCCUGGACAUGAAUGACCCUUAAGAGGGAAGUAGGUAGAUGGAGGAAAUGUGCCGUUCAGCAGGAAGGGGAACAGUCUCACCUUCUGUCCCUGUAGGACUCUUAUGAUUCUCUUUUUCUGUGACUGGGGAUAUCAGCUAAAGGCUGGACUUCAGAUACGGUCAUGUUAAAAGUAAGUACACCCACAUGAAAAAUUUUCUUUCAACAUAUUUGGACAGACAAAUAUUAUUAUUUUCAUUAUUAUUAAAAAGUUAUGCCAUUAAUAAUAAUAAUAAUAAUAAUAAUAAUAGUAACAGUAAUAAUAUUAUUUUCAUUUCAACAAUAGAGAAGUAUAA